Molecule: messenger RNA, 1419 nt
Organism: Adineta steineri
Lineage: Eukaryota; Metazoa; Rotifera; Eurotatoria; Adinetida; Adinetidae
Source: the annotation of a GenBank genome assembly
AUGGUUUUGGUUUCUGGUGUUAAAUUCAAGGUUGAUAUAUUUGGAGCCCAAAUAACAUAUUGUCAACGUGAUAGUAAUGAUAUUGGAAAUAUAAAAAGAGAAACGUGCGGUAUUGGAAAUCCAAUUAUUCAAGGUGGAUUCCUUCCAGCGUCAGAUGAUGGUGCACCUAUGCAAGAUAUAACCUGCGAGCCAGCUGUACCAGGUCUCACUCCUGUUAAAGGAUUCUUUGCUGGAUGUACACCUUUUGAAGGUUCAUUUUUUACUUUUCUUCUUAUUACUUGGCUAAGUACUAAAUUAGAUACAGUAAAAGUAUGGAAUCCAUCGCUUAUCGACUACAACAAUUUGGAAAGAUUAAAUUCGAAUACACUAAUAUGUCCCUGUUCUACAACUUUAAUACCUUAUCAUACAUUUAUCUCAUUAUCUCCAUCUUUACAUCAAGUAGCAGAUUGGCGUCAUCACGGUAGUUCACAAUUUCAAUUAUUGUCGAAUCUUUGUCAAUUGGCUAAUAGAACAAUCGAAAGUGCUAUUCAUCGGUUUAUCUAUCAAUCCUUUGCAGUAUCAAAUUUACUCAGUGAGGAUAAUUUCAAUGCAUAUUUCAAUCAUACAUUCACUCAACUACUCCAGUCGACAACCAGCUAUUUUAGUGUUCUUGUAGAAACAGAGCGUCUCCUUCUUCAAGUCGAUCAACCUUCUGCCGCACUUAUCAAAGAUGUAAAAUAUAUCGUGAAUCCGAAUAUACGUGUAAAUGUAACACUAAAUGUAACUACCAAUAAGUAUUCAUCGCAUCUGACAUUACAUUUGACUGAAAUUCGCAAUAUGUAUUUUAAUUCGAUCACUUGUAUUUGUGGGACUAAUCCUGAUUGUCAAACACCGAGCGUCAUUAUUCAAAAGAAAGGAACGUCAAAUGAAUAUUAUCUCGCUUACGUUGUGCCAGGCUCGAUCGCCAGCUGUUAUGCUAUUGAUUCUCUUUUACGCUCAACACUCGAAUGUUUAUACACAGAUGUUGACUGUUUUUCAAUUCUAAUGAAUUACGUAAAAGAAGCAUAUUUAACCAAUACAAAUACUUCAUUAUGGGCUGAUGUUCAUCCUCUCGUUCAUAAUUCGGCAUCGAGCCAAUAUACUCCAAACACUUCAGUUGGAAUGAUACUUAAAAAGUUGAUGAUUGAACAAUGGAAUCCAAUUUCUACAUACGAAAAUUUUUAUAAACUAUGUGCACCGAAAUAUUGUACUUAUUCUCAAAAUAUUCGUAAAGAAACUAUUUUAACCCUGACAAUAAAAAUGAUAUCUGUGAUUGCUGGUCUUACAGUUGCAUUAAAAUUAAUUACACCUCUUCUCGUCAAAAUUAUUUUUAAAUUAUUAUCUAUAAUUAUCAAAAGACAUAAAAAUCGACAAGAAGAGCAACGACGUGGUAAUGUAUAA